GAGAAACCGACCAGUCCACACCUCCAAGGCGAAACUGUCGGUUUACCUAUUUAGUACCUAAUUAUACUUGUGUAUUGUGAUCUGUAACAAUAAAUCCUUGUUAUACCUACAUUAAGUUAUUAUUGAUACAAUAUCGUGAUGGACCCCGUACCACCGAAUUUAGAAGAAGACAGCUCUAUCGCUCAGCCACCGCUGCCGCCGUCAUCAGAAGUGGGAUCUGAAUCCCACUGGCGCACAAUGUUCGAGAUUCAGCAGAGAAAUAUGAUGCAAUUGAUUGAAGCUAUUCGAACACCAGUAUCGUCACCGAAGAUUUCUCUGCCGGAAUUCAACCCAGAGCAACCAGAUGCUGAUCCACGUGCUUGGUGUGCUACGAUUGAUAUCUGCGUUAAUGAACGUCCACUGGAAGGUGCAUCGCUCAUCAUAGCUCUCAGUAAGGCACUGAAGGGCAGCGCCUCGUCGUGGCUGUCACAAAUCUCCCAUGCGGCGGAUACAUAGCGUCCAACUGUCAUCGUGGUAACGCGGGCGCAAGCUCGCGCGACUCCGCCUCAGUGGGCCGUGCUGGCUAUAGCAGUGGAAGCGGAGCUGUAGCGGAGCGACGCGCGGAUGUCUGUACAGUGGCAGGCGUUUGUGGAAAUUUACAACAGUCCG
This is a messenger RNA of Nymphalis io (European peacock), 648 nucleotides long. RefSeq lists its product as uncharacterized. The transcript is spliced from 2 exons. The record is from RefSeq and is a predicted model, not a curated record. The coding region runs from base 139 to 495 and encodes 118 amino acids. NCBI's taxonomy places the organism in Eukaryota, Metazoa, Arthropoda, Insecta, Lepidoptera, Nymphalidae.